AGGACGCUGCCCCCACAGGGCUCCCUGGCACCACGUGCCCCCUUGGCACCCUACAGCAGGGCCUUCAGCACCUCAACAGGCUGCAGGAGCACCUUCAACGUGCAGGAUGGCAGCGACUUUCAGGACCGGGUGGUGAACAACCCCAAGCCCGUUGUGGUGGACUUCCACGCACAGUGGUGUGGCCCCUGCAAGAUCCUAGGCCCCAGGCUAGAGAAGAUGGUGGCCAAGCAGGAGGGGAAAGUGCUGAUGGCCAAAGUGGACAUCGACGAUCACACAGACCUUGCGAUUGAGUAUGAGGUGUCAGCGGUGCCAACCGUGCUGGCUAUGAAGAAUGGAGAUGUCGUGGAUAAGUUUGUGGGGAUAAAGGACGAGGAUCAGCUGGAGGCAUUCCUCAAGAAACUCAUCGGAGCCUGAAGUGAAAGGGUGGCUGUACCUCUGCCUCUGGGACACGUCCACCUUGUGCAUUCCUUGCCUGGGAGAGCUGAGGGGCACGUGAACUGCCUGUCCUAUGCAACCUGGGGUAUUCUGCUGGUUUGGGGUUUUUAGGAGAUGGACAGUGUUGUAACCCUUCCCUCUCCCUCCUUCCUUCUCUUGGAGCAGCAGUAGUUGUAAAGAGUGCUGAGGAGCAGGGCUGCUUUUUCUCAAAAUGGGGAAUGCAGCUGGAAUUAGGAGCCUGUGUUUAUCAGCAAAUUGCUGACGUGCAGAGCUGCUGCUGCUGCGUUAAGAGGAGCAUUGUUUUUCUCUUUGCCUAGCAUCUGAUAGCCCAGAGCAGAGGGCAGCUGCUCCCUGCAAAAGAUGUCGGUACAUACCUGCCCUGGGUGGGUUUGUUUAAAAUUGAGCAUGCCUCUUCCUUGUCUGUGAAACGUGUCGCUGGGACAGGUACAACUCCUCCACAAAUCCAUGGGCUCCCAUCGUAAUUUUAUAUGAAAGAAUUAUUUUAUGGAUCUCCUUUUGUAGGUCUGUAAUAAAGAGAACUUUAUCGGU
Molecule: messenger RNA, 984 nt
Organism: Apaloderma vittatum (bar-tailed trogon)
Lineage: Eukaryota; Metazoa; Chordata; Aves; Trogoniformes; Trogonidae
Gene: TXN2
Product: thioredoxin 2
Exons: 3
Biological process (GO): cell redox homeostasis
Cellular component (GO): mitochondrion
Molecular function (GO): protein-disulfide reductase activity
Source: RefSeq, a predicted model, not a curated record